Messenger RNA from Artibeus jamaicensis (Jamaican fruit-eating bat), 3320 nucleotides. It is a transcript of the gene NGFR, whose product is annotated as nerve growth factor receptor. Gene Ontology annotation, cellular component: cell surface; plasma membrane. Gene Ontology annotation, molecular function: death receptor activity; coreceptor activity; nerve growth factor binding. The record is from RefSeq and is a predicted model, not a curated record. NCBI's taxonomy places the organism in Eukaryota, Metazoa, Chordata, Mammalia, Chiroptera, Phyllostomidae. The coding region runs from base 100 to 1386 and encodes 428 amino acids. The transcript has 6 exons. Gene Ontology annotation, biological process: Rho protein signal transduction.
UCGGCCAGCUCCGGGGGGCGGGUGCCGGAGCGCAGCGCAGCCCUAUCCGUCUGCGGAGCCGACUAACUGGAAGCCGGGCGCUGCCUCGGGAGGUGGAGGAUGCGGGCAGGUGCUGCAGGCUGCGCCAUGGACCGGCCGCGCCUGCUGCUGCUGCUGCUGCUCCUGGGGGUGUCCUUCGGAGGUGCCAAGGAGGCCUGCCUCACAGGCCUGUACACCCACAGCGGGGAGUGCUGCAAAGCCUGCAACUUGGGCGAGGGCGUGGCCCAGCCUUGCGGAGUCAACCAGACCGUGUGCGAGCCCUGCCUGGACAGUGUGACGUUCUCUGAUGUGGUGAGCGCCACUGAGCCGUGUAAGCCGUGCACCGAGUGCGUGGGCCUGCAGAGCAUGUCAGCGCCCUGCGUGGAGGCGGAUGACGCCGUGUGCCGCUGCGCCUACGGCUACUACCAGGAUGAGACUACGGGUCACUGCGAGGCGUGCCGCGUCUGCGAGGCGGGCUCAGGCCUCGUGUUCUCAUGCCAGGACAAGCAGAACACUGUGUGCGAGGAGUGUCCUGCUGGCACGUACUCUGACGAGGCCAACCACGUGGACCCGUGUCUGCCGUGCACCGUGUGCGAGGACACCGAGCGCCAGGUGCGCGAGUGCACGCGCUGGGCCGACGCCGAGUGCCAGGAGAUCCCUGGCCGCUGGAUUACACGAUCCACGCCCCCCGAGAGCUCGGACAGCGCGGCCCCCAGCACCCAGGAGCCUGAAGCGCCUCCAGAGCAAGACCUCGUGGCCAGCACAGCAGCAGAUGUGGCAACUACAGUGAUGGGCAGCUCCCAGCCCAUGGUGACCCGAGGCUCCACUGACAACCUCAUCCCCGUCUACUGCUCCAUCCUGGCCGCGGUGGUCGUGGGCCUCGUGGCCUACAUUGCCUUCAAGAGGUGGAACAGCUGCAAGCAGAACAAGCAAGGAGCCAACAGCCGGACGGUGAACCAGACCCCCCCACCUGAGGGAGAAAAGCUGCACAGCGACAGCGGCAUCUCUGUGGACAGCCAGAGCCUGCACGACCAGCAACCCCACACACAGACAGCUGCGGGCCAGGCCCUCAAGGGGGAUGGAGGCCUCUACAGCAGCCUGCCACCGGCCAAGCGGGAGGAGGUGGAGAAGCUGCUCAAUGGCUCUGCGGGGGACACCUGGAGGCACCUGGCAGAUGAGCUGGGCUACCAGCCCGAGCACAUAGACUCCUUCACCCACGAGGCCUGCCCGGUCCGGGCCCUGCUCACCAGCUGGGCUGCCCAGGACAGCGCCACGCUCGACGCCCUCCUGGCCGCCCUGCGCCGCAUCCAGCGAGCCGACAUUGUUGAGAGCCUUUGCAGCGAGUCCACUGCCACGUCCCCUGUCUGAGCCAACCUGGGGCCCCUGCCCUGCCCCCACUCCGGUGACUGAAGCUCUGGCCGACCCCCAUGGGCCAGUGUCAGGGCUGAGCUCCUCUGGGCAGGGCCGGGGGGGCCCCCGGAGCCCCUAAAUCGCAGCCCUGUCGUUGCCCCUUGUGGUCCCAUCGCUUCUGAUCACGCUCCCUCUCCAGCACCAGAAGUGCCCCUGCUGCCUCUCCCUCCCCGCCCCUGCCCCCUCACCAUCUCUGCCUUCUCCCCAGACUUCCAGGUGGGCCAGCCCCUCCCACCGGAGCAGGUGUCCUACCUGGAGGGCUGACCCCAGGGAUGGUGGUGGGGUGAGGAUAAGGCCCCAGAGACUCAGAGAGAGAGACUGAGGAACCAGAGCCAUGGACUCUACACUGUGAACUUGGGGAACAAGGGAGCAUCGUCAUGGCCUAAACCCUUCCGCCUUAGACGUGGCCUAAAGCCCCACCGCGUCUCCUGUCUGGCCUAAGGUGGAGAGGAUCGGAAGCUUGUCAGAGCCGGAAGCGGGGUUGAGAUCCAGUCCACCCUCCUUGUUUUACAUACAGGACAGCGAGGCCCAGAGAGGGGCAGUGACUGGCCCGGAGCCACUCACCAACAGGGUGGCCAGAUGUGGCCUGGCCUCCUCUCUGAGUGAGGGGUGCAGGCUUCAGGUUUUCUUAAGAGCUGGGAGAGGGGAGCCAGGCGACCCUCUGGGAAAGGUCUUGCAGCCGAAUCUGGUCCACCCUCCACCAUCUCCAGGCCUGUUCGACUCCCAUGGAGACGGGAUACUUUACCCAAAGCCUGGUCCAUCGAUCCAUCACAACCCAAGUCAGGUUUGGAGGUUGUAGGAAGGGGUGCUGCUUCCCUCUCCCUGUCCACCCUCAGGAGUGUCCACGUGGCAUCUGUGAAGUGGCCCAGUCUGCAGGCGCCCCCCCCCCCCAUCCCUGCCCUGUGUUGGCCCAGACCCAGAGCUGACACAAGUAGUACUGGGGCUUGGGCUGAGGACCACCCCCCCCAACCCCCGCGCAGCCUGCCACCCACCCACAACACAGAUACACACAGGAUGAGAAAUCUUUUCUCCACAAGUUCCUUCUCUUAGACUGGGACCGGAUCCUGCCCGGGGCAGCUGCCAGACAAGUAUCACAGGGGACUGAACUCUGCUCGCUGGCUUCCCUCGCCCCCGGGUUUGGCGGGCCAAGGACGGCUGAGGCUUGAGCUGGCGCCUGUCUUCCAAGGGCCUGCACGUGGAGGAAUGCUCCCACAUCCUCCCCUUCCCCGAAGCCUUGGGUUUGGCCGGGCCCCGAAGGUUGUGAUGAAGAAAAGUGGACCAGUGUGGGAAUGCAGCGAGAAGGAAUGGAGUCGAACUGUAGCCAGCCCUUAGACGGUUUGUCCCAACUUUAGAGGACCCUACAAAGGACAGUUUCUCCCUAGCUUGGUGCCAGGAAGGGGCCUCAAGGUCCCCUCCCAGCCUGUUCAGUUUUGCUUGAUGUUGGAAUGAGUGGCUCCCCUGUCUAUUUAGCAUGAACGAGCCCAGAUCAGGAUGUGCACUGACAGCCACCCCCUCCCCCUCCCAGGGUUCUCCCACCCCCGUAAGGGACUGGGAGCGCUGUAUAUAGAUGAUGUUUCUUUGACCUCAAUCUGCAACGGGAGGAGGAAACUCACCUGCUGGCCCCUCACCUGUGCAGCUGGGAGUGGGACAGAGUCUGAGUGUAUUUAUUUCCCUCCCCAGCAGUUGGGGAGGGGGUUGGGGGUGGCAAGUAUGUUUUAGCAUGUGUUUGGUUCUGGGGCCCCUCCUGCCCCACUUCUGUCCUCCCAGUGGGGGGCUGCGAGCUCCGGACUCCCUGACACCUUUCCCUUGCAUCCUGUGUAAUCAUUUCUUGGGCCCUCCUGAAACUUACACAUAAAACAUAAAUGGUGAACAUUAAAUAGCAAAGAAAGAAA